GUUUCGGGAGCGGGCCUUUUGGAGGAAGCCGGAAGUGGAGACUCCGAACGAGGUGAAUGAAGAAUGGAGCGGAAUGUGAGCAGAAUCCAUAUGGUUUCUGAACCCAGCAUAAUUUAUUUUCUACAAGUAUCUUGGGAAAGAGAUCUAGGCUCUGGUUUUGACAUAACCCUUACAGAUGGCCAGUCAGCAUGGAGUGGAACAGUGACUGCAUCUGAAAUUUCCAGAGAAGCUGAUGACAUGGCAAUGCAAAGAGAAAAGUAUGUUGAUGAACUGAGAAAAGCAUUGGUACUGGGAACAGAACCAGCCAAUGUGUACAAAUUUGAUUUUUCUAAAGAGAACUGCCAUUUCUCCUAUGAAAAAAGCCUGAAAGAUGUUUCUUUUAUACUUGGAUCACUGAACCUGCAGAAGGUCUCAAGCCCAGCUGAAGUCAUUCGAGAACUGAUGAGCUAUUGCCUAAACUGUGUGUCCGACCAGCUCGCCAAGAACAAGCACCUGCAGAGAGAGAAUGAGAUGCUUCAGAGGGACUGGAAUGAUAUCCAAAAGCGUCUUGAAAAGUGUGUGACUGCUAAAGAAAAUCUGGAGGCAGACCUUUAUAAGCGUUUUAUUCUGGUGCUGAAUGAGAAGAAAGCAAAGAUUAGAAGCUUACAUAAAUUGUUAAAACAAGCCCAAGAACCAGAAGAGGAUGCACAAGAUGAAAGGGAAUCUGUAGACAAUACCCAAAGCCACAAGAAAAGAGAGGCGGCCUAUGAUGAAAGUACUGAUGAGGAAAGCGAAAAUUUACCUGUUCCUUCUGAAGUUGUUCCAGCCAAUGUUAGCCAAAACGAUUCCAUUAUUUCAAGUCCAGAUGUCACAGAUAUUGCACCAAGUAGAAAGAAGAGGCAGCGGUUGCAGAAAAAAGUUGAUACAGAACCUCAGUUGGUUCCUCAGAAACCACCUCCUCAAGAAAAGGAAAAACCUGAGCCUUCACAACUUCAGUCAUCAAGCAAGGAACCCAUCUCAUCUGAAAAUAUGUCCUUAGAAACCUUAAAAAACAGUAGUCCAGAAGACCUUUUUGAAGAUAUGUGAUUGUCUCCAAAAAACACUUUGAUGAUAUUUGACUAUAAUUUUUUCCUUUUUUGUGUCUUAAACGUAAGGAGCACAACUUGACAGUGGCUAUUACGCCUUAUAAUGAAAUUACAUAGGCAGCAUUGAAACAAUUGUGCAGAAUGGAUUACACAUGUAUCAGAUAUGAUUUCCUGACAGUAGCUCAUUAUUCAAAGCUGUUCCCGCCCACACUCCUCUAAUUACAUCAAAUCUCAAAGUGUCUCCAAAGCCUGCAUCUGUUUUAACCAUCAUGCAUAUGCUCUCUAUGCAGUCUGUCUAGCACACUGUGUAAGAUGACUUUAGAAAUAAGAUCAAGAAACUAGCCUUGGCAAUUUAAUUUCUGAUUUUUCCUCUAUUCCCAAAGAUAAAUAUAGAUGUUUGUAGUGGUUGUUUUUUUUUUUAAAUUGAGGGAAUAAAACAUGGCACAUACCUAUUUUUAGUAUAUGGUUACACAUCCAAAGCACCCAAUAAUAAAAUUUCUGAUGCCUUCAAAAA
Messenger RNA from Trichosurus vulpecula (common brushtail), 1578 nucleotides. It is a transcript of the gene XRCC4, whose product is annotated as X-ray repair cross complementing 4. Gene Ontology annotation, cellular component: nucleus; DNA ligase IV complex; DNA-dependent protein kinase-DNA ligase 4 complex. Gene Ontology annotation, molecular function: DNA binding. The coding region runs from base 64 to 1065 and encodes 333 amino acids. Lineage: Eukaryota; Metazoa; Chordata; Mammalia; Diprotodontia; Phalangeridae. Gene Ontology annotation, biological process: double-strand break repair via nonhomologous end joining; positive regulation of ligase activity; immunoglobulin V(D)J recombination. The record is from RefSeq and is a predicted model, not a curated record. The transcript is spliced from 8 exons.